This is a messenger RNA of Gastrolobium bilobum, 3534 nucleotides long. RefSeq names its product protein LONGIFOLIA 2-like. NCBI's taxonomy places the organism in Eukaryota, Viridiplantae, Streptophyta, Magnoliopsida, Fabales, Fabaceae. The record is from RefSeq and is a predicted model, not a curated record. The transcript is spliced from 5 exons. Gene Ontology annotation, biological process: regulation of monopolar cell growth. The coding region runs from base 137 to 3421 and encodes 1094 amino acids.
UUCCAGAAGGGGUUGGAACUUUGCAGUGUUGUGUAAGUAGAUUUGAGAGUAAUAAAUCAUUCAGCUUUUAAUGAAGAGGGUGUAAUUGAUUGUGGUGGUUGAGGAGUUGAGUUUAAUUGGAAGAGAAAAGGUUGAUAUGGCUGCAAAGUUGCUGCAUUCUUUAGCAGAAGAGAACUCAGAUCAUCAGAAGCAGAUAGGAUGCAUGACUGGGAUUUUCCAACUCUUUGAUCGUCACCAUAUUCUCACUGCUGCUCGCAUUAGCCAGAAGAGGCUUCCUUCUGGUAAUUCCCACUUCAAUGAUGGCAGCUUGGAAAGGGAUUCUAAUAGCUUACACCAUCAAGAAACAGAAACUGAUACAAUCUUAACCAAGGGUGUGAACGAAAAGCAAAGAAUUUCAACAGAAUCAUCAAGAGCAUCAUUCUCUUCUUGUUCAUCAUCAUUGUCCUCUCUGGAUGGUAAGGCUGAAGCAGAGGCAACCGUGAACCGGAUUAUUUUUCCUGAAACUCCUUCAAGGGAUGCAGUUAUGAACCAACCAACUAUCUUCCCCCAUUUAGGACGUCACUCCCUUGACCUGAGGGAUGUGGUGAAGGACUCUAUGUAUAGGGAUGCAGGAGGAUUGUCAGCGAAAACUACAGCCAAAGAGGAAGCUUCCAUUCAUGCCAUGAAACAUAGGGAUUCACCAAGACCUCUUCAGAUGUCAAAAUCUGUUGAUGGGUCUUAUAGAGUUGGAAUAGAUGGAAAACAAAGUGUGCCUAUUGAUCUAAAGGAGUCUAUCCGAGUCCUUACUAAACUUAGAGAAACACCUUGGUAUUAUGCAGAAACUAGAGAACAUCCAAGAUCAUCACAUGAAGUAAAAGACGGGCAUUGGCAUUCCAUAUCGAAGGAUGCUCCUUGGUUUGCUUAUGAUGGUAGAGAAAUAAGUCGUUUAUCUUUUGAAUCAAGAGAUACCAUCAAAUCCACACCAAAGCUAAAAGAGCUUCCUAGACUUUCACUGGAUGGUAAGGAAGGUUCAUAUCGCGCUUACAGAUCGGAUUCCAAACCCAGUCACCUCUCAAGAAAUGUUGGCAGUGGCACCUCCUCCUCAAAUGACAAGUUCUCUAGCCUACAACACUCUUCAGCAACUCAGAGUCGGCAUCCCAGUGUUGUGGCAAAAUUAAUGGGCUUGGAAGCAUUACCGAAUUCCCAUUUGGCUUGUGAUACUCAAUCAAGUUCAACUGAAACUUAUUCAGCCACAGAUAAUGGUCAGUUUCCAAGAUCAUCGAAAAAAGGACUCACCAGACAACUCCGAGUUUCUAAUUCUCUAAAAUGCUCAUUGAAAGAUCCAACUUCCCCACGGAGGAAGCACACUGAUCUGGUUAUGAAACCUAUCUCAAGUUCAAGGUUUCCCAUUGAACCUGCACCAUGGAAGCAUCAGGAUGGAAAUCGAAGCACUCAGAAAAGGGCCAUAAAAGCUCCAGCAAGAACACCAGAUUCAUUUCCCUCAGUUUAUAGUGAAAUAGAGAAGAGGUUGAAGGAUCUUGAAUUCAAACAAUCUGGAAGGGAUCUCAGAGCACUAAAACAGAUAUUGGAAGCAAUGCAAGAAAAGGGGCUGCUAGAGAGCAGAAAAGAAGAUCAUGCUCCAAAUGUUGUUGGAAGUCAAAGUGACUAUGAACCAAAAGCUACCAAUCUAAUUCAGAAUUCCAGGUCAGUAAGGCAGCAAAGUCCUCAGGGAAACAAUUUUCUCUCUUCCACAAUCAAGGUAUCUGAUUCAGCAAGGGCUUUUGAAUCCCCAAUAGUGAUAAUGAAACCUGCAAAACUUGUUGAGAAAAAUGGUAUUUCUGCUUCUUCAGCCAUUCCAAAUGGUGGCUUUUCUGGUUCUCAUAAACUUCAGAGUGGGAGUGUAUAUGUAGAUAACAAAAAUGGUACAUCUUCUACUCAAUUAGCAAAAGACCAGUCUCCUAAAAACAUUUUCCGGGAUACUUCAGCCAAUUCCAUUGAUAAGAAAGCAAGUAGUAGCAAGAGUACAAGAUCAACACAAUCUCAAUCAAGGUCUCAACAAUUUCCUAAAGAAAUUAGCCAAAGUUCAGUAAAGCAGUCAGGAUCUGUGAGCCCAACAUUGCAACAGAAGAAGUUGGAGUUAGAGAAGCGAUCUCGUCCGUCUGCCUCAACAUCAGAUUCAAACAAACCCAGAAGGCAGUCGGGUAAGAAAGCAACAGAAUCAGGUUUCCAAGGUGGAAAACGAAGACCCAAAGUCCCAAGCUCGCAGCUUAGUGAUGUGCAACUGAGUGAGAUAAGCAAUGAAUCAAGAAGUUUAAGUUGCCAAGGGGAUGAAAUUUCUCUGCAAUCAGACAGUAUCACUGUCAACUCAAAUAUGGAUAUAGAAGUCACCAGUAGUUUACAAUCUGCUGAAAUUUAUGACAGUCAAAGCCCAUCCUUGAAGGCUAUGAAGCAAUUGGUUUCAGAAACAGUGCAAAAAACAUCAACUACAAGGUUGGAUGAGGAUGUGACAAUUGCAGCAGAACACCCAAGUCCUAUCUCAGUUCUUGACGGCUCAAUGUACAGAGAUGAUGUGCCAUCCCCAGUAAAGCAGAUAUCUGAAGAUCCAAAAGCUGAUGAUGAUCAAGAAUCUAAAGAAAAAGAGAUUAAAGAUCUGUGGAACCCUUCAGAUAGCCUUUCAUUUAACAGCACAGGAUCCGGAGAGAUCAACCGCAAGAAACUACAGAACAUAGAUAACCUUGUUCAGAAGCUUAGACAGCUGAACUCGAGUCAUGAUGAAGCUAGAAUCGACUACAUUGCUUCCCUAUGUGAAAACACAAAUCCAGACCACAGAUACAUCUCAGAAAUAUUAUUAGCUUCAGGUCUCUUACUCAGAGAUCUAAGUUCCGAAUUGUUGACAUUUCAACUUCACUCAUCGGGUCAUCCCAUUAACCCCGAGUUAUUCCUUGUCUUGGAGCAGACCAAGGCAAGUAGUUUGCUUUCAAAAGAAGAAACCAGCCACGGAAAAGUUGCUUACUUGAAGCUAAUAAAUACAGAGAAAAUUCACAGGAAGCUCAUCUUUGAUGCUGUGAAUGAGAUUCUUGGUGCAAAAUUAGGCUUCUCCACUGAGCCAUGGUUUCAGCCUAAUUAUAACAGACUCACAAAGAAAACCCUCAGUGCUCAAAAGCUUCUUAAAGAACUAUGCUUUGAGAUAGAAAAAUUUCAAGCCAAGAAGCAAGAAUGCUGCUUAGAAGAUGAACAGGAUGAUGGUCUUAAAAGUAUGCUAUGGGAAGAUGUGAUGCAAGGCUCACAAAGUUUCACUGAUUUCCAUGGUGAAAUACCUGGGUUUGUAUUGGAUGUUGAGAGACUGAUAUUUAAGGACUUAGUAGAUGAGGUUGUGAUUGGUGAAGCAGCUAGCUUGCGAGUCAAGUCACUGGUUAGGCGCAGGAAGCUAUUUGGAAAGUAGUUUCUUCCAUUCCUCCCUUUCUCACUGAUAUUAGUUCUAUCAGCACCUUCUUUUCAUUUGCAUAUACCUUUUUAUUUUAUUUUUAUUUUUAUUUUUUUUAAUUUAUGUCAAGA